Seriola aureovittata is the source of this 6990-nucleotide messenger RNA. RefSeq names its product glucan (1,4-alpha-), branching enzyme 1b (gene gbe1b). Lineage: Eukaryota; Metazoa; Chordata; Actinopteri; Carangiformes; Carangidae. Gene Ontology annotation, molecular function: hydrolase activity, hydrolyzing O-glycosyl compounds; cation binding; 1,4-alpha-glucan branching enzyme activity. Bases 1561 to 3630 code for a protein of 689 amino acids. Gene Ontology annotation, biological process: glycogen biosynthetic process. The transcript is spliced from 16 exons. The record is from RefSeq and is a predicted model, not a curated record. Gene Ontology annotation, cellular component: cytoplasm.
GGGAGGGAUUUAAUGUAAGUUAUAGCAAGGUUACCUUGGAGUCUCUGGUCAAAGUUACUGAGGCCACAGACAAUGAGAUCAAAACAGUUUGAGGAUCGUAUUUUAUAAAGACAGGAAGAUUAAAAGGAGAGACAGCUGUACAACUGAAUAGCAAAUCAACUCAUUGUCUUUAAUAGACAAUCCCCAUACAACAUGCACACAAGCGCUCAAGCUGUUGUGUGUCAGUGUGUUUGUUUUAGUGCUGGAGGCAGUUCCAUGUGGUUCUAUGACACCAGGCCUUGACAUUAAACAAACUUUGCCCACAUUAAACUUUGCCCCAAUCAAUGGGAAUCUUGCUUCAUGAUGCAUGUCUCUGUGAACUUUUUACUGAAUCAUUGUCAGAUUAAAUCAAUGCAGGUUCCCCUAAUAAAGUUUCAGCUUUCCCCCCAGACAUGAAGAAUGCGAGAAACGAUUGCACUGAGCAUGUGAAUUCAUAUAUAUGUUCAAGUUUCCUGCAAACGUAUAUCUAAUAAGUUUAUAAUUGCGGCUGGAGAGCAUGCAUCAUGGCCUAUUACCAUUUCACUUUUACAAUAAAGCCAGUUUUGUAGAAAGCUACAUUUUUAAUCUUCAACUCGCUCUGAAUAAAAUGUCACUAAUAAAUGACUUUCAUAAAAAUUAUGACAGCUACUCAUUAUAGUAACUCAGCUCAACAAGACUAAAGGUCUAAAGCCCCAGUAGUGGCCUCGAGAGGCUGCACUGUUCAUUACACCUCACAAGGUGACAGACUCACGGAGUGUCGAAAAUGAAAAUGGGCAACCCUGUGUGAGGAAUGAAGAUGGUCAGAAAAUUCAGUUUUUUAAAUGGAAAUUGUAGCUUGAUGGUGGCUCUAGAAAAAAAAAAAACACAUCUGGGGUAUCGUGAAUAUCUGCACCACAAUUUAUGGCAAAGUGGUCAGGCAUGUUGCCCUAGACCUGGAAAAGUUUAAGCUGACAGUGGCACUAGAAUAAAGGUCAUAGGGUCACCAAAAUCCUUAGGAACACUGCUUAUAAAUAUUCAUACAAAAUGCCAUUGUAAUCAAACCAGUAGUUUAUGUUGCUGUGGACCAAAGUGUUGAACAAACAGAUGGACUGAUCAUCCAAGGUCAAAGCACACCAUAUCCCACAUUCAUACCAUAAGAUAUACAGCAAAUCAUAAUAUAAUGCUGCUAAAGAGUUUUAAGUCAAUGUUCCUUGAUGUGAAUUCUCAGUAAGUGUGUGACACUGUAGUUCUCUUUGCAACAGCCUACAAAAGUGCACAUCUGCAUAUAAAUGCGAGUCAUCUUCCUCUGACGCGCCAGAUGCUUCCUCCGCUGUCAUCUUAAAGUUACACUGUAUCUCAGCACGGCACGGCUCGGCUCUCUUAUCUCUGACCCGCUGUGAUUGUGAUGGGACGGGCUUGGGUGAAAGCAGCCUGAUUCGCUGCUGUCUGUGGAUACCAAAACCCCGCUCACACAGCACAUGCCUUUCCUCUGUUCAUGCUGUCACUGUCAGAGAGGUCCGGGCAGCAGCAGUCGGUGCUCGAUUGGUUUCGUCUGAAGAAACCAUGGCAGACCUAGAGGAUAAUGUUACAAUUCCUGAGUUCAGCUGCCUUCUCCAAAUGGAUCCCUAUCUCAAAAAGUACGAGAAGGACUUCAAGAGGAGGUAUGAGCUGCUACAGAAGCAGCUUGUACAGCUGGAAGAGGCAGAGGGUGGCUUUGACCAGUUCACACGCAGCUACAGGACCUUUGGCGUGCAGCGACUGCCUGACAACUGCCUGGUCUUUAAAGAGUGGGCUCCGGCUGCAGAGGCCCUCUUCCUGACUGGUGACUUCAAUGACUGGAACAAAUUCGCCAACCCCUACACCAAGAAAGAAUUUGGCAAGUGGGAACUGAUUCUGCCGGCUAAGUAUGACAAGUCUCCAGCUGUGACUCAUAAGACCAAACUCAAGGUGGUCGUUCACACUAAGGAAGGUGAGCGGCUGUACAGGAUCUCCCCGUGGGCAAAAUACGUGACCAAGGAUGAUAAAUCUGUCAUCUACGACUGGGUGCACUGGGAUCCCCCUCAGCCUUACAUCCAAAUUCACCCUCGGCCAAAGAAGCCCUUGAGCCUGAGAACAUACGAGGCGCACGUGGGCAUCGCUUCACCAGAUGCGACGAUCGCCUCGUACACCAACUUCACAAAAAACGUGUUGCCUCGUAUAAAAGAUCUGGGUUACAACUGUAUUCAGCUGAUGGCUAUCAUGGAGCACGCCUACUAUGCAAGCUUUGGGUAUCAGAUCACGAGCUACUUUGCUGCUUCCAGUCGGUACGGUACCCCAGACGAGCUGAAGCAGCUGAUCGAUGUGGCUCAUUCGAUGGGCAUCAUCGUGCUGCUGGACGUCGUUCACAGCCAUGCGUCCAAGAACACAGAGGACGGUCUGAACAGGUUCGAUGGCUCUGACUCCUGUUUCUUCCACUCUCCACCCAGAGGGGAGCACAAGCUCUGGGACAGCCGCCUCUUCAACUACUCCAGCUGGGAAGUGCUGCGGUUCUUAUUGUCAAACCUGCGCUGGUGGAUGGAGGAGUACCGCUUUGACGGCUUCAGAUUCGAUGGUGUUACGUCUAUGCUCUACCAUCACCAUGGCAUCGGCGCAACCUUCUCAGGGGACUACAGCGAGUACUUUGGCCUUCAGGUGGACGAAGACUCUUUGGUUUACCUGAUGCUUGCCAAUCACAUUCUUCAUACCCUUUAUCCUGACUGCAUCACUGUUGCAGAGGAUGUGUCAGGGAUGCCUGCUCUCUGCAGAGCAGUGGAGGAGGGAGGACUUGGUUUUGAUUACCGACUGGCUAUGGCCAUUCCUGACAAGUGGAUUCAGAUCCUGAAGGAGUUAAAGGAUGAGGACUGGAGCAUGGGCAAUAUUGUCUACACGCUGACCAACAGGCGCUAUGGAGAGAAAUGCAUAGCCUAUGCAGAAAGCCAUGAUCAGGCUCUGGUUGGGGAUAAGACCCUGGCCUUCUGGUUGAUGGACAAGGAGAUGUACACCAACAUGAGCUCCAUAGUUCCCAUGACACCCGUCGUUGACCGCGGCAUACAGCUGCAUAAGAUGAUUCGUCUCAUCACUCAUGGCCUGGGUGGAGAAGGCUACCUCAACUUCAUGGGGAAUGAGUUUGGCCAUCCUGAGUGGCUGGAUUUCCCCAGAGUGGGGAACAAUCAGAGUUACCACUAUGCCCGCCGGCAGUAUAACCUACUGGAUAUGGAUCACCUCCGCUACAGUCAGCUCUACGCCUUUGACCGGGACAUGAACCGUACCGAAGACAAGUAUGGCUGGCUGGCUGCCCCACCUGCCUUUGUCAGCGCCAAGCAUGAAGAGGACAAGGUCAUUGUGUUUGACAGGGCAAAUGUGCUCUUUAUCUUCAACUUCCACCCCAGUAAGAGCUUCCAGAGCUACAGGGUGGCUGUAGAAGUUCCAGGAAAAUACAAAAUCAAGCUGGAUUCAGAUGAACGUCCGUACGGAGGUCAUGGACGUCUGGACCACAACACGGAGUUCUUCAGUGAGGCCCAGCCCUUCAACGGCCGCCCCAACUCCAUGCAGGUCUACAUCCCCUGCAGAACAGCUAUUGUCCUGGCCAACGAGGAGAUAGAUUACUGUUAUUAGAGGGAGAUUGUCUCCACAGAGACGAGGAUCGAGAAUGGAUUCCAACCCCAACUGAGUGUUAACAAUCACCUCCAUCUUAAAGUGUCAACCUUGCAUGCCACCCAAACCCACUUUUUGUGUUCGAGUCUUUUUCUAAAUGGGGAGAAAAAAACAUUUUGAGCUUGUGUGCUUUCAGACACCAUCUGCAACCUUAGAUGCUGUGUAACCCCAUUUACUACAGAUUGGUCCAUUUGGGAAGCAUCCAACAUAACCAGCAGCUAGAUGCUAAAACUCAAAACCCUGCCGAGUCCAUCCACCACUAGCCAGCAGCCAUUUAUAGGCUCUGUUGAAUUUGGCGUGUCAUGUGAAACACAUGACCGGAUACUGUGGCAGAGGGCGGCAAUGCAGCAAGCAUUCAUUUAUUCAAACAUGACAGAAGCUCAGAGGAAUAAGAAUAUUUUAGAUUGUUAUGAUGACAGAUUUUACUUGGUUUAAUAAUUUUAUAUUUGAAUAUAAAUAAUAUAAGAGAUUUAUCAUAUUACCAGCACUUGAAAAUCAAAACGUCCAGGUAUUUAAACACCGAGGAGCCAUCUUUGUUAAUUUGCAUUGUGGGACAUUGUAGGUAUAAAAAUGUUGUAAUUUGCACAAAGUAAUAAUCUGCUUUGAAUUAUUACACUUUUAAUGGGCACGUAAAACAAUUGUGUUGUAAUGUUUGGAUUUAUGCAGCUACUGGGAGCAUUUAUGUGGUUAUUUAUGGCCCAGUUAUUAAGCCAGUAAUUUUCAGCUAAAGAAAAGUGAUAAUAUCACCUCAUUUGAAUUGUUCACAAUGCCUUGCAUAAUACACAAGUAACAUUUUCAGCUGAAUUGCACAGUUUUUUCCUUUGCAUAAAGUGAUGCAGUUUUCCCCUACAGUAGAUCACAUUAAGUCAUUUAUGUCAUGAAUUUCACUAAACUCUUACUAAACUGCUAAUUCAACCAAAAUAAAUUGGCGCUGAUCAUCAACACAUCAUUUUGUGGCAGGCGAGACACUUUUGACAUUUGACUCACACACCCAACUACUUUAAGAUACCAGGAUUUAUGUGCACCGUGUUCAUUAGAUACUUCAGCAUUCCACAAGUUCACACAGAAAGCGGAUGUGAGCAAAAGUUUCCAAUUAGCUCUGACUUCAGUGACUUUUGUGACUCAGCACACUUGAUGAUUGAACAUCUCAAAGCUGCAGUGCUCAUCCUGUGUUCCCCAUAGCCGUUAUGUUAGAAGGUUAUUGAUUAACUAGUCAAGUCAAGAUUUAUUUAUGAAACAACAUUUGACCAAAGUGCUCUGCAAUCAAAAUAGCAAAAAGUAUAAAACAACAAUAAAAACACAGACGAGUUUAAAAGACAAAAAGACAAUAAGAUGAUAGAAGCAAUAAAACCAUAACAAUAAAAAAAACUCUCAUAUUGAGUCAUUAGAGGAAUAAAGAUUUGUUUUAAGCUUAAAAGUCUAACAUGCAGAAGCAACUCGUCAAAGAGUUUGGCUGCUACAACUGCGAAGGCACGAUCUCCCCUGUGCUCCGGCCUUGAUCUUAGGACAAUGAGAAGCAGCUGGUCAGCAGACCUGAGUGACCUUGAUGGGACAUGUGGUUGUAAAAGGUCAGUGAGACAGGUUAGAGGUAGCCCUUUUAAUGAUUUGUAGGCAUACGAUAAAAUCAGUCCUAAAACAUACAGUGAGCCAGUGAAGGGAGGUCAGUACGGGGGAAAUUGUUCUCUCGCUUGCUCGCUCGCUCGCUCGCUUGCUCUUAAAAGAUGAGCUGUGGCAUUCUGGACCAACUGCAAGCAUGAGAGGGAGGCCUGGCUAGUGCCAACAUAAAGGGCAUAACAGCAGUCAAGUCAGGACGAGAUAAUAACCCUUUCAAAAUAAAUGCACGAUAAAAAGGACUUGACCUUAGAUAAGAGUCUUAGCUAGAAAAAGCUAGAGUUGAUCACUGAAUUUAUCUGUUUGUCAAAUUUAGAAUCAGUGUUAUUACACACAUAUGUGGGUUUUACACAUACAGGAAACACAGGUCCAUACGAGCAGCAAAAGAGUCAAAAUAACAGGACUUCAGUUUUACUCUCAUUAAAUUUUAUUAGAAUUAGGGCCAUCCAACUUUAAAUAGUCCAACAGUGAUUUUAAAAAGGUGGCAACAUUCUGUUUCAAAGGCCGGUCAAUUUGAGUCUGAUCUGCAUGACAGUGGAAUGAGAUGCCAUAUUUUCUAAGGGUGUUUUCACACAUAGUCCAUUUUUAAAAGAACCAAGCUCAGUCCUCUUCUGUUGGUCUAUUUUGGGUUCACUUAAAAAGGGACUCUAUUUUUAUGGUCACAUUGCAGUUUCUCUGGAGAUCUCAGACCUAUUUUAUGACUAAUACAGUGAUAAUACUAAUAAUACAAUAACAUAUGCACAUAUCAUCCACCCUCACAUAUGUGCAAAUGUUCACUCAUUGCUCUAUCAAGUUCAUUUUGAGGCCAGAAAUGGACCAAGUGUGGAAACACCCUAAGAAUGAACCCUAAGGUGAACAUGUAGAGGGAAAAUCGGAUUAGCCGGAGAACAGAACCCUGAGGGACUCCAGAAGGCUGACAGAAAAGCUUCCGUCAAAAGUCAGACCACCCCCAACCAAAACAUGUACGAACUGAGGAACAUCACUGAUGAUAGGUGACUGUUUUGUGACUGAACUCGCUCACUCAGGCAAAAUGUCAUGAAAAUGGUCUUUCAUAUGACAGGCUUUAUCCUUUGUGGUUGCAUUUUUGCAAACGACUGUGAUAACUGAUCUUUUUCCAGCCUUUGAGUUGUCUUGAUUUCCAUCCUCCUUCUAAAAGUCCCUUGUUUCCGUAUGAAUGGACGUCUUUUGGACACUUUCCAGUAUUCUCUGCACGUUCUAUCAAAGCAAACAGUGUUACAACUAAAACAAGAGCUGAUUUUCAGCAUCCUCUAUAAAAGCUAAUGCUUUGAUUUACUGCCAUGGAUACUGUAAUUCUGUGAUCCACACCUACUGCAUUAGUGCAGAUUCCCAGUCAUUUAAGCCGUACAUUGUAGCAUAAGGCAGGUUUUGAUCUGCCUCCCCUGCAGCUGAAGGAAAAAAAAAAACACAUUCAUAUUCAGGACCAUCCUCCUGUGUUUAGCCAAAAGUAUCAUGAACAUGUCAUUUCUUUUUGUGUAACACCAAAGCAUUAAAAAAUGCCUUUCUCCAUCUCUGAAAAAGCACAGAGAGGAUCACUCUGCAUAAAUUUCAAGCAACAAGGUUGUGAGAGAGAAGUGCGUUGAGUGUUUAAUCAUUCUUCAUCUGACCCAAUGUCAUUGUCAUUUUACCUCUGCCAAAAUGAAUUGUCUGCAUUUGUUCUCAAAAGUAAAACUGAUGUCUGAUACACAGAAA